CGGUAACGACUCGCAUAAAGGGGAGCCCGCCGCCGCCGUCAUCUUCCGCGCAACACUAACACACUGACAACAUGUUCAGCCGAGGCCGUGGCGACAAUUCCGCCAGCAGCGGUGGAGCUGGAGCCGGCUACGCUGGCGCGGGGCAUCCAGUUGAAAGUGGACCGCGUGCGCGAUUGAACGACUAUCGAGACGCAGCGAAUAGUAAUCCCGGUUUUGUCGGUGCGAGUAACGCUUAUCAAGGCUCAUACGAUUGUGACCCGAGUGCAGUUCGGAAUCCUAAUUCCAACCCGCAAGGAUACUACCAACAGCGCCAGGCUCCUGUCGACCCGAACGCCAGUUAUUACGCGAAUCAACAACAGCAACAGAUCGCGCCCGGUGAAUAUUACGACGAGGACGAAGACAUGGAGGCAGAACGUGAUUUGGCCGAGGACGCGCAAUGGAAGAAAAUCCAACAGAACACUUUCACGCGCUGGGCUAAUGAGCAUCUGAAACUAAUCAAUCACAACAUCAAUAAUCUCGAGACAGAUCUCUCAGACGGUCUUCGUUUGAUCGCUCUGAUUGAGGUGUUGUCUCAGAAACGGAUGCCCAAAUAUAAUAAGAGGCCGACAUUCCGCAGUCAGAAACUGGAAAAUGUUUCUGUCGCCUUGAAAUUCCUCGAGGAAGAACACAUUAAAAUUGUUAAUAUCGAUUCAUCCGAUAUCGUCGACUGCAAGCUCAAACUUAUUUUAGGAUUAAUAUGGACUCUGAUUCUUCACUAUUCAAUUUCAAUGCCCAUGUGGGAAGGUGAGGAGGAUAAUCGAGUUAAUGGGUCAGAAUCAACGCCGAAACAAAGACUUCUUAAUUGGAUUCACACGAGAAUACCCGAAUUGCCAAUCAACAAUUUCACAACAGAUUGGACCAGUGGCAAAGCUGUCGGCGCGUUGGUUGAUGCUUGUGCCCCUGGCUUAUGCCCUGACUGGGAUAUCUGGGAUCCAAAAGAUGCCGUGCAAAACGCCUCCGAAGCUAUGGGCUUGGCUGAUGAUUGGUUGAACGUCCGACAAUUGAUCAAACCUGAGGAAAUGGUUAAUCCAAACAUUGAUGAACAAUCAAUGAUGACAUAUUUGUCGCAAUAUCCGAAUGCUAAAUUGAAGAGUGGAGCCCCAUUAAGACCAAAGACAAAUCCGAAUAGAGUCCGUGCAUAUGGUCCAGGUAUUGAACCAAUUGGACCUGUUGUUGGGGCACCAGCUAAUUUCACAGUGGAAACUUUCUCUGCCGGAAAAGGUGUUGUUGAUGUCACAAUCAUUGGCCCCAACGGUGUUGCAGAAAAGGCUGACGUUCGUUUCAACAACGAUAAAAAUUUAACAUAUUCGGUAUCAUACAUACCACAAAUGGAAGGAACACAUAAAGUUCUUAUAAAAUUUUCGGGUCGUGAUAUUCCAAAAAGUCCAUAUGAAGUUAAGGUUGAAGGACAUGCUGGAGAUGCGUCAAAGGUGUCUGUUUCAGGACCUGGCAUCCAACCAAGUGGCGUUUCCAUUAAUCGAUCGACGUUCUUCGAUAUCUCAACUAAAGAUGCUGGACGCGGGGUCCCUGAGGUCAUUAUCAUCGAUCCAGCCAAUCACAAAACAUCAGUUCCAGCACAGUUGCGACAGAUUGAGAAGGACCAAUGGCGCUGUGAAUAUGUUUCACCACUGGUCGGCUUACAUUCUGUAAAUGUAUUUUAUGCCGGUAAUCCAAUUCCGAACAGUCCGUUCCCCGUGAAAGUAGCACCAAUUUCGGAUGCUCGUAAAGUACGUGCCAGUGGAAGAGGUCUUCAAGCGACAGGUGUUCGUGUUGGAGAUGAAGCUGACUUCAAAAUUCAUACUGAAGGAGCCGGCGAAGGUGUUCCAGAAGUUAAAAUCAUCGGUCCUGGUGGCGCUAAUCAGACAGUGAUGGUUACAAAAGUUAAUGGCACUACUUACGAGGCUCUUUAUUAUCCAGUGAAGGAAGGUCGUUAUGUUAUCAUGGUUACAUUUGGUGGCCAAGAAAUUCCAAAGUGUCCAUUUGAAAUCACUGUCGGACCAAAGAAGGAAUCAGCAAUUGUGGCUUAUGGACCUGGUUUGCGUAGUGGUGUUGUUGGUUAUCCAGCUGCGUUUGUAGUUGAAACCAAUGGCGAAACCGGUGCAUUAGGUUUUACGGUGGCCGGUCCAUCACAAGCAGAGAUUGAGUGCCAUGACAAUGGCGAUGGAUCCGCGUUAGUCAAAUAUCAUCCAACUGCUGUUGGUGAAUAUGCUGUGCAUAUUCUUUGCGACAACGAAGACAUUCCAAAAAGUCCACACAUAGCUCAAAUUCUACCACGUACUGACUUCCAUCCAGAGCUGGUGAAAGCUUUCGGUCCAGGGUUACAAAAGAAUGGUGUUACCUUGAAAGAAGCGACAUCGUUUACAGUUGACACUUCUAAGGCUGGUAAUGCCCCGUUAGAAGUUAUCGUUCAAGAUGCAUACGGUACCACCGUACCAGUAACCUUUAAGGAUAAGCCGGACGGUACUAAAUUGUGCACAUAUUCUCCAAUUUCUGGAUUGCCCCACACUGUUGAAGUUAACUAUGGUGGAGUUGCAACACCAAAUUCACCGCAUCGCAUCUACGUUGGAGUUCCACUUGAUCCGUCAAAAGUGCAAAUAUUCGGCCCAUGGCUCGAACCAGGAGUUAAACCUAACGUCGCAACACAUUUCAAUGUUGAUGCCAGGGAUGCUGGCGAUGGAGAGCUCAAAGUAACGGUUAUUCAUGAAGAAACAAAAGCUGAAGUUCCAGUUCGAAUUAUCGAUAACGAAGAUAAUACAUAUUCAGUUGAACUCAUUCCACCAACAGCUGGUUCAUUCACAACAAAUCUACAGUACGGAGGUCUUAAAGUUCCAAUAUCCCCGAAAGUUUUUGUGUCGAAUCCAGUUGAUGUUUCCAAAAUUAAAGUGGAUGGUCUUGAGCCAACUGCACCUGUAAAUAGUCUUCAACAGUUCCGUAUCAUUACAAAUGGUGUUGGGAAGGCAGAUCUAGCCGUAACAAUAACAAGUCCGUCAGGCAGUCGUGUUAAAGCUCACGUCAUACCCACCGCCGAAGGUUUCUUGGUGAAUUUCACGCCAACACAAUUGGGUGAAUAUUUGCUAAGUGUAUGCUUCGGCGGCACGCCAAUCACACCAAGGCCAUUCCGUCUACAAUGUCUCACAGGAAGUGACUCAAAUAAGGUUCGAGCCUUUGGGCCGGGAUUGGAGAGAGGUAUUGUGGGACAACCAGCUGAAUUUAAAAUAGAUACAAGAGGAGCUGGCCAGGGUGGAUUGGGUGUGACAGUAGAAGGUCCAUGUGAAGCCGCAAUCAGCUGCCGUGAUAAUGGUGAUGGGACAUGUAAUGUCGCUUACUUGCCCUUAGAAGUAGGAGAUUAUACUGUCAAUAUAACUUUUAACGAUCGUCAUAUUGUCGGAUCACCGUUUCAAGCGAUGAUCUUACCGCAACCGAACUUGAAUAAGAUUCGCGUAUCCGGAUUAGGAAUACAGCCUCACGGUGUGAUCAUGAACGCCUCAACGGACUUCAUGGUGGAUAUGAGUAAAAUCGGAAGCAAUGUUGAACCCAGCAAAUUGUCUUGCUCGAUCUUUGACCCCCGUGGAAAUAUUGUGCCAAGCAAAAUUGUUCCUGGAAGCUCGAAUGAAGUCUUCAAAAUUAUGUAUACACCAUUCGAAGCGGGCCGUCAUACAAUAGAAUUGCUUUAUGAUAAUGUUCCAGUGCCAGGAUCACCAUUUGUUGUUCACGUAAAGAGUGAAUGCGAUCCAAACAGAUGCAGAGCUUAUGGCCCGGGGUUAGAAAAAGGAAUGACGAACCAACUUUGCAAAUUUACAGUUGAAACUAAGGGAGCUGGAACUGGUGGUCUCUCUUUAGCUAUCGAAGGUCCAUCGGAAGCUAGAAUGAGCUGUAUUGACAAUAGAGACGGAAGUUGUGACGUUGAAUAUUUGCCAGUUGAACCUGGCGAGUACGAUAUUACUAUUAAAUUCGCCGAAAAACAUAUUCCUGGAUCGCCCUUCAGUGUUCUCGUUGAGGAAUCUGUUGAUUCAAAUAAAGUAAAUGUUUACGGUCCUGGAAUUGAACAUGGUGAAGUACGUGAAGGAGUUCCUACAUUCUUUAAUGUAGAUGUCUCCAAUGCCGGACCUGGAAAAGUUGGUGUUACUAUUAGCAACUCAGAGGGAAAACCUAUUGAAAAUUUAAAAGUUGAAGAUAAAGGAGAUGGAAUAUAUGCCGUUCAUUACGUACCACCCAAGGAAGGUUCUGUUCUUACGGCCCAAGUUAAGUUUGCUGACCAAGAAGUACCUUGCAGCCCAUUUGUAAUGACUGUGUUCCCCAAAUUUGAGACUAAAAAUGUAAAAGUAGUUGGCGAUACGCAAAAGAAGAAGAUGCCAGCAUCGUUACCUGCCAAAUUCCAAAUCGAUACGAAAAAGGCAGGCGAAGCUGAUAUUAAUGUUUCAAUCAAGCAUCCCAAAGGAAAGUCAUUAAUUCCGAAAAUUGAACAAAUCGAGGAUGGAACAUAUGCAGUAACUUUUGUUCCGGAUGAAUGUGGGCCCUAUAAAUUGAGCGUCAAAUACGGUGGUACCGACGUGGAAGGAUCACCUUUCACGAUCCAAGCUUAUCCAACUGGAGAAGCUAAAAAGUGCAAAAUAGUCGAAUGUGCUCCUACAGUGCAACCAUCAGGAAGCAAGAGUCGUAUUAGUGUUGACGCUAGGGAGGCUGGAGAUGGUGCUGUUACAUGCAGAAUAACUUCUGACAGUGGCAGUGAAAUACUCGAUAUUGAUGUUAUUGAAAAAGACGGUUUCUUCGAUAUUUACUACGUACUCAGUAAUCCUGGAGACUAUGAUAUUGAUCUUAAGUUUGGAGGACAAAACGUACCAAAUGGAUCAUUCGCAAUUAAGGCUGUUGAAAGUGUUGAAGAAAUCACAAGCACAACAAAGACAACUCACCAUAAGGAAUUAUACUCGGAGUCAUCUCUUGUACAGAAGAAAACUACUGAACAGCUUCAGAAUAAUAUUUCACAGAGUAUAACAGAGACAACUGAAUUAAAAUAUCGAACAGUUGCAUUAGAAAAAUUACCUUUACCAAGCACCGGGGGUAACGUUGUUGCUGAAGUAAAAAUGCCGAGUGGAAAAGUUGAUAAACCUCUAAUUGAGGACAAUCGCGAUGGUACAGUUUCAAUCAAAUAUGACCCAAAAGAAGAGGGUGUUCACGAAUUGGCUGUUAAGUACAAUGGAGAGCAUGUCCAAGGAUCGCCAUACAGAUUCCACGUUGAUUCCAUCUCAUCUGGAUAUGUUACCGCUUACGGUCCAGGCUUAACUCACGGCGUAAGUGGUGAACCAUGUGUGUUCACAAUUUCGACUAAAGGCGCCGGAGCUGGUGGUUUGUCAUUGGCUGUCGAAGGGCCAAGCAAGGCUGAUAUCUCCUACCAUGACAACAAAGAUGGAACCGUCACCGUAACCUAUCUUCCAACUGCUCCCGGCGAAUAUAAGAUUUCUGUUCGAUUCGGGGAUAAGAACAUCAAAGGCUCUCCAUUCUUCUCCAAGAUCACUGGUGAAGGUCGUAAACGUAAUCAAAUCUCUGUUGGAUCCUGCUCUGAAGUUACAUUGCCUGGAGCGAUCACUGAUGCUGAUCUGCGCUCAUUGAAUGCUUCCAUUCAGGCACCAAGUGGUCUUGAGGAACCAUGCUUCUUGAAGAGAAUGCCAAGCGGUAAUAUUGGCGUUUCAUUCACGCCACGUGAAGUCGGUGAACAUCAAGUGUCCGUGAAACGUAUGGGCAAACAUAUUCAGAAUUCACCAUUCAAAGUCAACGUAUGCGAACGUGAAGUUGGCGAUGCCAAGAAAGUGAAAGUCUCUGGAAGUGGAUUGAAGGAAGGAAAAACUCACGUUGAAAAUACCUUCAGUGUAGAUACUCGUAAUGCUGGCUAUGGUGGCUUAUCUCUCUCAAUCGAAGGUCCAAGCAAAGCUGAAAUUUUGUGCAAUGACAAGGAAGAUGGAACACUCAACAUUUCAUACAAACCCACUGAACCCGGUUAUUAUAUUGUGAACCUGAAGUUCGCUGAUCACCAUGUUGAAGGCUCACCUUUCACAGUCAAAGUAACUGGUGAAGGUUCCAAUCGCCAACGUGAAAAGAUUCAAAGACAACGCGAUGCUGUGCCAGUCACUGAAGUCGGAAGCCAAUGCAAGCUUACAUUCAAAAUGCCAGGCAUCACUUCAUUCGAUCUUUCCGCUUGUGUAACAUCACCUAGCAAUGUAACCGAAGAUGCUGAAAUUCAAGAGGUCGAAGACGGUCUCUAUGCCGUCCACUUCGUACCCAAGGAGUUGGGAGUCCACACUGUCUCAGUCCGCUACAAGGAAAUGCAUAUUCCUGGAUCGCCUUUCCAAUUCACAGUUGGUCCAUUGAAAGAUUUCGGUGCCCAUUUGGUUAAGGCCGGUGGAUCCGGUCUAGAACGUGGCGAAGUUGGUAUUCCAUGUGAAUUCAACGUUUGGACACGUGAAGCUGGUGGUGGUUCACUUGCUAUUUCCGUUGAAGGUCCCAGCAAAGCUGAUAUUGAAUUCAAGGAUCGCAAGGAUGGAUCUUGCGAUGUUUCAUACAAAGUCACUGAACCUGGUGAAUAUCGUAUUGGCCUGAAAUUCAACGAUCGCCAUAUUCCUGAUUCUCCAUACAAAGUGUACAUUUCACCAGAAGUCGGUGAUGCCCAUAAAAUGGAAGUUCAACAGUUCCCAGAAGGAGCUAUUCAAGCUGAUACUCCAGCACAGUUCUUAGUACGUAGGAAUGGAGCCAAGGGUGAAUUGGACGCCAAGAUUGUUGCGCCAUCUAACACCGAAGACGAUUGCUUCAUCCAGGCUAUUGAUGCAGACAUGUACUCAGUCCGCUUCUAUCCACGCGAGAAUGGCAUUCACUCCAUCCAUGUGAAAUUGAACAGCGUUCACAUUCCUGGCUCCCCAUUCAGAAUUAAGGUCGGAAAGGAUGUCGCCGAUCCAGCUGCUGUUCAUGCUCAUGGCACUGGUUUGGAUGGAGUGAAGAGUGGUCAAAAGGCCGACUUCAUUAUCAACACUUGCAAUGCUGGUGCUGGCACAUUAGCUGUCACUAUGGAUGGUCCAUCUAAGGUUUCAAUGGAUUGUACUGAGGUCGAAGAGGGCUACAAAGUCAGAUUUACUCCACUUUUGCCUGGAGAUUAUUAUUGUUCAAUUAAAUACAAUAAUAUGCAUAUUGUCGGCUCACCAUUCAAGAUCCCAUGCAUAGGUGAUAAACUCGCUGACGAAGGCGCACAAGAGACAUCAUCCGUAAUUGUAGAGACUGUACCAAAAAUAGCCAAGGAAGGAAAGAAUUCAGGAGUUGUAUUGCCACACUUCAAAUCUGACGCCAGUAAAGCCCAUGCUAAAGGUUUAGGUCUCAAGAAGGCCUACAUUGGCAAACAAAAUCAAUUUACAGUAUCUGCAUCUGAUGCCGGCAACAACAUUCUCUACGUCGGCAUGUAUGGACCCAAAGGACCUUGCGAGGAAGUUUUCAUCAAACACACAGGCCGUAACAAUUAUACCGUCAAUUACGUAGUUCGCGAUCGUGGCGAAUAUUUAUUGAUAAUCAAAUGGGGAGAUGACCAUAUUCCUGGAUCACCUUUCAAGAUUGAAUCUUAGAUCCUAGGGAAGAGAACUUGCGGAUCUUUUGUUUGAAACAACAAAGCGCACAUCUACAGACGUUUCGAAUAAAACAAAAAAAACGUUCUUAUAAUGUUAAUCAAUUACAAUUAUUUCCAAAUAAUAAGAUAAAAGAUAUUGUUUUUUCCCAAUACUUUUUUCUAUAAUUUUCUACAAUUCGUUUAUGUUCAGUAAUACUUUUAUUACUAUAUCUAUAAUUAUAAAUAAUUUUAGAGGACAAAUGAGGGGCUUAGCCACGAAACAUUAGAAUGACAGCCACAACUACGGAAAUAAAUGAAUGAUGCCAUCUAAUUGAAUAUCUCCGUUAAAAAACGAAGUGAAGUUAUAAAAAAUAUUGAUUAUAAAGAUAUAUUUCAUUAUGCACGUAUUUGUGUUGCACAGUUUUAUUAUUACAUUUUUUUGUUAAUUUGACUCAUAAUUUUUAGAACAAUAUUUAUGUUUUACAUAUGAUUAUUUUUCUGUUAUCCUCUUUUGAAGAAAACAUAAAUAAUAAAAGUCAAUCUUAUAAACUUAGUCGAAAAGA
Messenger RNA from Hermetia illucens (black soldier fly), 8181 nucleotides. It is a transcript of the gene cher, whose product is annotated as filamin-A. The record is from RefSeq and is a predicted model, not a curated record. Bases 72 to 7637 code for a protein of 2521 amino acids. Lineage: Eukaryota; Metazoa; Arthropoda; Insecta; Diptera; Stratiomyidae. Gene Ontology annotation, biological process: actin cytoskeleton organization. Gene Ontology annotation, molecular function: actin filament binding. The transcript is spliced from 23 exons.